Cladophialophora yegresii CBS 114405 is the source of this 804-nucleotide messenger RNA. RefSeq lists its product as uncharacterized. The record is from RefSeq and is a predicted model, not a curated record. The transcript has 5 exons. NCBI's taxonomy places the organism in Eukaryota, Fungi, Ascomycota, Eurotiomycetes, Chaetothyriales, Herpotrichiellaceae. Bases 1 to 804 code for a protein of 267 amino acids.
AUGUCCCAGAAAAUGAAGGACAAAGUUUGCAUCGUGACGGGAGGAGGACAUGGAUUCGGCGAGGCCAUGGCUAGGCGGUUCGCCGAAGAAGGUGCCAAAGUGGUGAUUGCGGACAUCAACCCCAAAGCGGGCCAACGGGUCGAGCAGGACAUCAACGCCACGCAUGGCCCGAAGACGGCCCUGUUCCAGGAGGCCAAUGUGACGAGCAAAGCCUCGUGGGAGAAACUGCUAGAGGUCACGCUGAAGGAGUUUAGCGGCGUCGACGUGCUGGUCAACAAUGCAGGGACCACGUACCCCAAAAAGGCGUCGCACACCGUCACCGAAGAAGAGUACGACAAGGUCAUCACCGUCAAUCAGAAGUCCAUCUUUCUCAGCGUGGCCGUGGUUGUGCCUUACUUUCUCGAGAAGAAGGCCGGGACGAUCCUCAACGUUAGCUCGGUGGGAGGCAUCCGGGUGAAGAACGGGCUGGUAUGGUACGGCGCGACCAAGGCGUUUGUGAACAAGAUCACAGAGGGCCUCGCAUCGGAAUAUGGCCAUUCUGGAAUAAGGGUCAAUGCCGUCUGUCCUAUCCUGGGAUAUACCGAUUUGGCACAAUCAUUCAUGGGCGUCGACGAUACCCCGGAAAACAGGGCUAAAUUCGAGGCCUCUUUCCCUCGGGGAGAAGCUUUGAAGCUGAACACUUCGGUCGGGUACGUCGCCAAUGCGGCGGUAUAUCUCUGCUCUGAUGAUGCUGCAUUCGUGUCGGGCAUAUGCAUGCCUGUGGACGGAGCGGCAACCGUGUUCGCCGCUGGAGUUGGCAAGUAA